Molecule: messenger RNA, 2046 nt
Organism: Brachypodium distachyon (stiff brome)
Lineage: Eukaryota; Viridiplantae; Streptophyta; Magnoliopsida; Poales; Poaceae
Product: type IV inositol polyphosphate 5-phosphatase 9
Exons: 7
Coding region: 190-1671 (493 amino acids)
Biological process (GO): phosphatidylinositol dephosphorylation
Molecular function (GO): phosphatidylinositol-4,5-bisphosphate 5-phosphatase activity; inositol-polyphosphate 5-phosphatase activity; phosphatidylinositol-3,4,5-trisphosphate 5-phosphatase activity
Source: RefSeq, a predicted model, not a curated record
GGCGCCUCCAUUUGUCUAUUGGCUCCUCGUCCUCUAGCGCCCCCGCGUCCCGCGAGCCUAUUUAAGCCGCCUUUCCCUUCCGCGUCCAACGUUUUGUUUCCUUCUCCCUCCCCGAUUCCAUUUCCAUCCCGUUCACUUUUACUACGAACCUACGGUGCGCGCGCUCUCGAUCUUGCUGCUGCUGUCACGAUGCUGGAGAACCAGAAGCAAGCGGAGGUUCUUUGGCCGAGGCUGGUGGCCAACAAGCUCUUCCGGAAGCCCUCCGGCAGCAACGCCUUCGUCGCCGACUUCCCGGCCUCCGCCGCCGCCGCCGCUGCCGCAGAGGAGCAGGAGGAGGAGGGGGUCGAAGCGGAGUUGCUGGACGACGGACGGUGUAGUCUCGAUGCCGAUGCCGACGCGGACCGCGGCAUCAAGCGGCCGCGCGCACAGCAGCGGAGCAAGACGCUCAAGUACAGGCUGUUCGCGAGCACGUGGAACGUCGGCGGCGUGGCGCCACCGGACGACCUCGACCUGGCGGACUGGCUCGACACGGCCAACGGCACCUACGACAUCUAUGUCCUCGGAUUUCAGGAGGUGGUGCCGCUUCGAGCGCGGAACGUGCUGGGCGCGGACAAGAACCGCAUCGGCAUGCGGUGGAACGAGCUCGUGCGGGCCGCGCUGAACCGAACUUCGCCAUCGGCGGGAUCCCAUGACCAGCAGCCGCCCGUGGGAGGCGGGGAGAAGCAGAAGGUGCAUCCCGUGAGGGACGGCGCCGGCGACCUGCAGCCGGCCCGGGACUUCCGCUGCGUGGUGAGCAAGCAGAUGGUGGGCGUCCUGCUCACCGUCUGGGUCCGCGCCGACCUCCGCCGCUUCGUCCGCCGCCCCAGCGUCUCCUGCGUCGGCUGCGGCGUCAUGGGCUGCCUCGGCAACAAGGGCGCCGUGUCCGUGAGGUUCUGGCUGCACGACACGAGCUUCUGCUUCGUGUGCUGCCACCUGGCGUCCGGCGGCAGGGAGGGCGACGAGGCGCACCGCAACUCCGACGCGGCGGAGAUCCUCUCGCGGGCGACCUUCCCGCGCCGCCGCCACUCCUCGUCGUCGUCGCCGCUCACCUCCUCCGCGCCCCACAAGAUUCUAGAACACGACCGGGUGAUCCUGCUUGGGGACCUCAACUACAGGAUCUCCCUGCCGGAGGCCAAGACGAGGCUGCUGGUGGAAAGGCAGGACUGGAAGACGCUGCUGGAGAACGACCAGCUCCGAGGCGAGGUGUCCGACCAAGGCGGCGCGUUCCACGGCUGGAACGAGGGGCCCAUCACCUUCUCCCCCACCUACAAGUACCACCGGAACUCCGACGCCUACUACGGCUGCGCCCAGCAGCAGCCCAAGAAAGGCGACACGAAGCUCAAGCGCCGCGCCCCGGCAUGGUGCGACCGCAUACUGUGGCACGGCGCGGGGCUGAAGCAGAGCCGGUACGACCGGUGCGAGUCGCGGCUGUCGGACCACCGCCCCGUGCGCGCACUCUUCGCCGUCGAGGUGGACGCGCCGCGGAACCUCAACUCCCUCCGGAGCUUCUUCAUGUCCGAGAGGUUCGACUGCAGGGCGGCCAAGAGCUCGGUCAGUGACCUGCUCUGCCGUGAGGACGGCGACGGCGACGGCGACGCGACGAGCAGCGCCAGAUUCGACCAGGACGUAUGAGCGUUCAGGCUGCGAGAGAGGAGAAUCGAGACGUGCGGGUCGUUGCUCCCAACUGUAAACAGCAGAAGAGAUUGAUCGAUCUGUUCCGGUGUUCAUAUAUAUAUCUACAGGAAUACUAGCUACUAGGACAGAGAUGUUUUUUUUUCCUCCCACCCCCUGUUCGGCUGUUCCUGAGUCCCUGUAAAUUAAUCACGCCUGUACUCUUGUUUGGAUGGAUGGACAACCGUAACGAUGGAGUCGUCGCUGGCCGUGAACAACAACCGCUUCAGUUGGUCUAUGAACGGCACCUUUCUUUCUACAGUGUCUAGCUAGGACUAGGAUAUAUACAUGUGUUUUUCCAACCUGUUCCUGACUUUAUGCGACUGCGUUUGUACU